ACAGAAAGAGAAAGAGAAGAAAUGCUUUCUGGCUCCUUUCUCUCUCUUGGUCUUGGCGGCGCGGCCGCAGUAACAGUAGAGGCGGCGGCAGCAGCCACAGCAGUCCCGCCAGCGGGCUGAUGCUGCAGGCUGCUGGGGAGUGGGGAGUCAUACGCACAGGGGAGCUGGAGGGGCCAAGGUGCAGCUCGGAUGGGACAAGCCCCAGCCUCGGAGAGAUACAGCGCCCAACUUGGUGCCACCCUCCAGCUUCUCCGGCCUCGGGGGAUGGACGCAGCCACUGCUCCGAAGCAAGCCUGGCUUCUGUGGCCCCCACUCCUUUUCCUGCUCCUCCUACCUGGAGGCAGCAACAGUAGCUGCCCUACUGUGUGUGACUGCACCUCCCAAACCCGGGCAGUACUCUGUGCCCACAGGCGACUGGACGCUGUCCCUGGAGGGCUUCCACUGGACACAGAGCUCCUGGACUUGAGCAGAAACCGCCUGUGGGGGCUUCAGCGGGGCAUGCUCUCCCGACUGGGCCAGCUCCAAGAACUGGACCUCAGCUAUAACCAGCUCUCUACCCUUGAGCCUGGGGCCUUCCAUGGCUUACAAAAUCUACUCACCCUGAGGCUCCAGGGCAACCGACUGAGAAUUGUGGGUCCUGGGAUCUUCUCAGGCCUAUCUACACUCACACUGCUGGACCUCCGCCUCAAUCAGAUUGUGCUCUUCCUAGAUGGAGCCUUUGGUGAGCUAGGCAGCCUCCAGCAACUGGAGGUAGGAGACAAUCACCUGGUGUUUGUGGCUCCUGGGGCCUUUGCAGGGCUGGCCAAGCUAAGUACCCUCACCCUGGAACGCUGCAACCUCAGCACGGUGCCUGGCCUAGCCCUUGCCCAGCUCCCAGCACUAGUGACUCUCAGACUUCGAGAACUGGAUAUUGAGAGGCUGCCAGCGGGGGCACUUCGAGGGCUAGGGCAGCUAAAGGAGCUGGAGAUACACCACUGGCCAUCUCUGGAGGCCCUGGACCCAGGGAGCCUGCUUGGGCUCAAUCUGAGCACCCUGGCCAUCACCCGCUGCAAUCUGAGCUCAGUACCCUUCCAGGCACUGCACCAUCUGAGCUUCCUCAGGGUCUUGGAUCUGUCUCAGAAUCCUAUCUCAGCCAUCCCAGCCAGAAGGCUCAGCCCCCUGGUCAGGCUCCAGGAGCUCAGGCUGUCAGGGGCCUGCCUCACCUCCAUCGCUGCACAUGCCUUCCAUGGCCUGACCGCCUUCCACUUGCUGGAUGUAGCAGACAACGCUCUUCAGACCCUAGAGGAAACAGCCUUUCCUUCUCCAGACAAACUGGUCACCCUGAGGCUUUCUGGUAACCCCCUAACCUGCGAUUGCCGCCUCCUCUGGCUGCUCCGCCUCCGGCGCCGCCUGGACUUUGGCGCGUCCUCCCCUGCUUGUGCUGGCCCCCAACACGUCCAAGGGAAAAGCCUAAGGGAGUUUUCAGACAUCCUCCCUCCAGGCCACUUCACUUGCAAACCAGCCCUGAUUAGAAAGUCAGGGCCUCGGUGGGUCAUUGCAGAAGAGGGGGGCUAUGCUGCUUUCUCCUGCUCUGGAGAUGGAGAUCCAGCCCCCACGGUCUCCUGGAUGAGGCCUCAGGGAGCUUGGCUGGGAAGGGCCGGGCGAGUAAGGGUCCUCGAGGAUGGUACACUGGAGAUUCGCUCCGUGCAGCUGAGGGACAGGGGAGCCUAUGUCUGUGUAGUCAGCAAUGUCGCUGGGAAUGACUCCCUGAGGACCUGGCUGGAAGUUAUCCAAGUCGAACCACCGAAUGGCACUGUCUCUGACCCCAACAUCACCAUGCCAGGGAUCCCAGGGCCUUUCUUCCUGGACAGCAGGGGUGUGGCUAUGGUGCUGGCAGUGGGUUUUCUCCCCUUCCUCACCUCAGUGACCCUCUGCUUCGGUCUGAUUGCCCUUUGGAGUAAAGGCAAGGGCCGGGUCAAGCAUCACGUGACUUUUGAUUUUGUGGCACCCCGGCCUUCUGGGGAUAAGAACUCUGGGGGUAACCGGGUCACUGCCAAGUUAUUCUGAUCUUGUCUUCCAUACGGAAAACUCCCCGAGUCCACUUCAGAAGCCAAAGGGAAAGGCAGACUAAAGUCUCUUGAACCAUAGCUUCCUGUCAAACAACACAGCCUCCCACACCUGUGGCCUGCAUUCCGAGAACUGCUCUAGCUGAGGACAGCACGGUCACCUCUUCACCUUAUCGCCAAGACAGCCCCCACCUGGUGCCCCCACACCAGGCAGGAAAGGAACACAAGGCUCCAGUCUGCUCUUCACACACUUACAUACUCACAGACUCACACACUUACACACUCACACACUUACACACUCACACACUUACAGGACCAGCUGCUAAACACAACCGUGAGAUUAUCUCAGAAGUGGAGCUGGGAAGUACCACAAACGGCUUAGAGUCUGCUCACCAUGCAGGCAUUUUCCCUUUCUUUUCUGCUACCCAGUGCCAAAUUCAGUCAGCGCCCCUGGGUGCAAGAAGGAAGUAGAGUCAAGGAUUCAGCAGAUGCCUGGGACUGUGGCCUGACUACUUUCUGGCAUUCUGCCUGCAGGAGCCUCGGCCACCUCCCUGACUGUCAAAAGCCACCACGGUGGCAGCGAGACAUGAUCUCUGGGACUUUAUUUACUUCUCUCUACUUCUUCCCCUCCCAGCUUCCCUCCCUGUUCAGUUAGCGGUCAUCUGGCUCCACCUAACCAAGCCUGGCACAAAGGGUGAGGGGGCCCAAAGGCCUGCAGAGGUCAGCCCCCCUUGCUGCUCUCGGUUUGCUACCUUUCCCCUUUCCCCAUUUCUCUAGAGCAAAAGAAGGCAAGAUUCUCCCACCUUUGAAGGGAUCCCUAUGCAGCAAUCUCCUGUUUCACAUCUUCAGACUUCCUAGUGUUGCCGAUCCCAAGCGUGCCUGAAGAAAACUCCUAGGGAACGGCCAACAGACACAGAAUGCAGCUGGGAGCAAGGACGGAGCCCUGUAAGCCACAGUGAGAAGUGGAGGGAAGAGGGCAGCAGCUGCCUGGAUGCGUCCCAUCAGCCUUGGCUCCCUCGGCUGGAUUUAGUGUGGCCCUGGUGGGAACUUGUCCCUGGAUAAAUGUGGAUAAAUGUCACCUCAAAGAGCAAGCGGUGUGAGAGGUAGAAUUGCUGACUGCUCACAGUGCGCACAGUGCGCUUCCAACCGAGGACAGAGCCCCAAAGCACAGAGAUGCUGGGAGCUCUAGACAGUGACAGCAUCAGAAAGGGAGGAGGAAAAAGGAGGCAGGGAGAAGGGGAGGAGAGACUGACAAAUGGAGUCAUGCAGCCCUAGGGAGCCUUUUUCUCUUGGCUGCAGCAUCUACCCAAUGUUCUUAGUUUCCUUCCUCCUUGCUGAGUCCCUGCCACCUCACAAAACACCAUGUGCUUUCUAGUGGCUGCUGUUGCCCUUGCUAGGAGGAGACACCACUUGCUGCAAGAUUCCUAUGUCAAGCUGUCCCUGGCCGUUGAGCGCAGCUGGCGGCACUGAGCCAGCAAAGCUGGACUGAGAGGACCCAAGCACACAAGCACUUGAGAGCGCCAGAAGUGGCUGUAAGAGUUUAGGUGUUUAUAGAGCAAGGCUGGAGAAAAGGACAUUCCCGAAAUCCCAACCUCCUCCAUGCCCUCGCGGUCCAAAGAGCAAUUCUGCAACCUCCUUCUCUCUCUCAUCUACCAGCAGCUCAUCAGGUUGCCACCUGGGAGAUGCCUGUGGAUUGCUCCCCACUCCCCCUAUUCUGAGAUUUAUCUUUUUUAUUUUAUGUGGAUGUAUGAGUGCCUGCAUGCAUGUAUAUGCACCAUAUGUGUACUGGGUACCCACAGAAGCCAGAAGAGGACAUUAGAUCCCUGGAACUGGAGUUACAAAUGUUUGUGAGCCAAGAUCUGGGUACUGAAAACCAAACCCAGGUCCUUUUGUAAAGCAGCGAGUGCUCUUAACCACUGAGCCCUCUCUCCAGUCUCCUUCCCAACUCUCCCCCUCUUCCCCCACCAUACACCCUUUUUCAAGACAAAGUCUUACUGGCUGGCCUGGAACUCGAUAUGUAGACCAGAUUGACUUUUUUGUUGUUGUUUCAUUUUGUUUUGUUUGUUUUUUGAGACAGGCUUUCUCUAUAGCAGGUAGAUCUCUGUGACUUCAAGGCCAGCUAGUUCCACGACAGGCUUGAUAGCUACAGGGAAACCCUGUCUCAACAAAAAAAAAAAAAAAAACACCAAA
Messenger RNA from Alexandromys fortis (reed vole), 4235 nucleotides. RefSeq names its product leucine rich repeat and Ig domain containing 4 (gene Lingo4). NCBI's taxonomy places the organism in Eukaryota, Metazoa, Chordata, Mammalia, Rodentia, Cricetidae. The record is from RefSeq and is a predicted model, not a curated record. Bases 190 to 2046 code for a protein of 618 amino acids. The transcript is spliced from 2 exons. Gene Ontology annotation, molecular function: protein binding. Gene Ontology annotation, cellular component: extracellular matrix.